CUAGUUCAUUCGAUUGUAUUUCUUCUAAGCCUUCCAUCACUUAGUGAUGAAUGUUGCUUGAAGAGGAACGUCGAGGAUGACUCGCGAGGAAAUAUUGACGAUAGGCAAGCAUUGUAGUUUAGAUACCUGUAGAAAGACAGAUUUUCUACCUGCGAAGGUCGCUAUAGUGUUAUCGACGUAGAUAGCUAAGCUGACGCAACGACAGUGUGUCUAUUGCAAAGUAGACUAUUGUGCAGAGCACGCCACACCAUCGCUCGAGUACUCAGACGAGAAUCACUACUGUGAAUCAUACAAGGAGGCGGAAAUCGCGAGAAAGAGCAAGUCAAAGAAUAGCUACAAUGAGCUUGAUAUGUGCAGUCAGGAGAGUUGUAACACGAAGCUCAUAUCACCCAUAAGCUGCAUCGAAUGCAGUCGGACAUUCUGCACCUACCAUUACCAUCCCACCACUCACCGCUGCCAGACCAGCAGACGACUAGCGAACAACGGCAGAAGUGCGGCAUCGAACAACGCAGGAUUGGCUGCCCUCAAGCGCCUAGGGCAGUCUAAUAGUAAUACCACAGCAAAGCAGCCGCCAAGAGAGCCACAAGAGCGUGAUACAGGGGAGAGAAAGACAAACAAAGAGUCGACUAGUAUCCUAGCGAAGGUUAUACCGAACAUGGAGAGAAUCCAAGCAGGUGGCCCUAUCAAAACCCCACUCGCUUCCCUCAAGCAUGACAAAAGAAGCAAAAGUGAGCGUGACUCACAGAUGCGAGCGUUGUUGGAUCGAGAGAAAAAAGGCAUUCUCUCCUCCAACGACAAGCUACGUCUAGCUGAAAUGCGGGCCUUGGAGAGCCAGUCACCGAAGGCUAGGGAUUGCAAAGUACAAUAAAUAGUAUAUAGUACAACAUUCUAGUCAUGUAUUAACCUAUGAAUGAUCAGUAUGCGAAGGCUGCAGGGAAGCGACUCACGCUUCUUGGUUGCCGAUCGCGUCGACGAUGUUCUGCCUCGUUUUGCUGGUCUGCCGCCCCUGCCGCGCUUGGGAGCGUCUGCGGCAGCCUUUGCCGUUCUCGAGCGGGACGAGCGGGUAUUUGUUUCCUCCUCGUCGACCUCGUUGUCGUCGUUCGUUAUCUGGGCGUCAUCCUCUUGCAGAUCAGAGUCCUCGUGCUUGAGAGAACGGGCAGCCGAGCUCCUCCGACGGGUCUGCACCGGCUGGGGCUCCUCUGUCGUAUCCUCGGCCUCGCUCAGACUCGAGUCAUCCUCUUCUGAGGGCGAAAUGAUAGGAGAAGAGGGCGGCGUCGCGCGGUCUUUCGCCGGCCUGAAGGCCCUCUGCUGGCAGAGCUCGAUGAAGUCGCUGUCGUGCGGCAGUUCGAACUGCUCGACGCUCGAUAAGAAGUCGUCCUCUGCUAAGUCCUGGGAGGCGUCAGAAGGCGGGUCAAGAACGGAGGGCGGGCUACCUGGCUGUCGAGACCGUCUAGAUCGUAGAGGCUCGCGAGCUUGCGCUUUAUAUCCGCGAGCUCAACCUCGUGGCCGAGCUCGGUCGUCAUAGACUGCUGGACAGACAAGAAAUGGAAGUGUCUGUUGAGACCGACGGGCCUGGCUUUUAUGACUGCCCGGAAGAGCGCGAUCUCAAAUUCGUCGUUCGUCAUCAUACGCAGCGAAGAAUCUCGCUCUGGGGAUACGCAGCUCACUCCUUAGAAGUUACGACGAAAUCGAAAAUAAAAAAAUAGCGAGGAAACAAUAAUUUUGCAGCCUAUUAUGUAUUCAUCCGCAUCAUCCUCAAGAAGGCCUUCCUCCGAAUUCAAACUUGUGGACGCUGAGAACGGCCAGAACAGCAGCCCUGCGACCACACACCGUCGCUUUGGCCCCUCCUCCGGCUGGAAGAAGUACGCCGUCGGGGGCUCACUCGUUCUCUUCAUUCUCUUUCUCCUAUCGAAGAACAGCCCUGGGUUUAUCUUGGGCGAUCAUACACCGCCACCACCGCCUCACCACGUCCACCCCCAACACACUUUCGAUCUCCCGAACCAAGACGUAGCCGACCCUCUUAUCGACGUCACAAAGGACGAGUCGAUCAAGUUCACCGGUCCAAUCAACGAGGCUGAAGCUGCACUCCCUGCGUCCCACGACUACAUCCACGCCGAUCAGUCCUUCCCUAGCUUCUCCGAGGACGCAUCAUCAAACUCCGACUUGCCGACGAGCUUUGAAGACGAUCCUAACCCCGCUGGUACUACCGGUUGCCAAUCCCCACACCCAGACGCAACCGCUAAGGGCAGACCACUCGUUCAAUAUGUCGUCAUGAUAGACGCUGGCUCCACUGGCUCCCGUGUGCACGCUUACAAGUUUAAUAAUUGCUACAGCACUCCACAGCUCGAAUAUGAGACAUUCAAGGCUACAAAACCAGGACACGGUUUAUCUUCUUUUGCUGAUGACCCACUCGGAGCUGCAAAGUCACUUGAUCCACUUCUCAAAGAAGCUGUCAGAGUCAUUCCAAAGGAACUCCACGCCCAAACUCCUGUCGCUGUUAAGGCUACAGCUGGUUUGAGAAUCCUUGACUCAAAAAUUGGUCCAAACGCCAGUAAAGAGAUUCUUGACGCCGUUCGCAAUCGUCUUACCACCAGGUAUCCAUUCAAUGUGAGCGACAGACCGGGUGAUGUUGCUGUCAUGGAUGGCAGUGACGAGGGUGUUUACGCCUGGAUUACAAUCAAUUAUCUCUUAGAAAGAAUCGGAUCAGAUGUUGACAAUACUAAAGUUCCAACCGUCGCAGUCAUGGACCUCGGUGGUGCUUCAACACAGAUCGUCUUUGAACCAAUGUCUAGGCACACAGAUGCUACUCCAUUAGCUGAUGGUGAUCACAAGUAUACACUCACUUACGGUGGUAAGCAGCAUGUUCUUUACCAACACUCCUACCUGGGUUAUGGUUUAAUGCAAGCCAGAAGAUCAGUACACAACCUUAUCGCUUAUCUUUAUGAAUUCGGAAACGUAUUGGUACCAUCUUGGGACGAAUGGAAUGAGGACAUCAAAGUACCAAACCCAUGUAUGCCACACGGAACCUCCAAGCAUGUUACAUUAGACCCUCCACACAAGUCACCAGUAAAUGUGACGAUGGUCGGUUCAUCAAAUGGUUGGGAUGCCUGCAACAGAGUAAUUGAAUUAGUCAUGGCCAAAGAUGCUGUCUGUGAAGUACAACCAUGUUCCUUCAAUGGUGUCUAUCAACCAUCACUUAUGGAAACAUUUGACGGACCACUUCUCGCUAUGUCAUACUUCUACGAUAGAUUGUCACCACUUGGAAUCAAUGACAAAACUAGCUCAUUCGCAAGAGGUGAAAUCCAAAAGCUUGCAUCACACGCUUGUAAAGGUGAAGCAAACUGGAAGAAAUAUUGGAGGGGAAAUCAAGAAGCGCUGGAUGUACUUUAUGACAAGCCUGAAAUGUGCUUGGACUUGACAUUCAUGAAUGGAUUGUUAGGAUUGGGUUACGAACUUGGUCCACAAAGACCUAUCGGAACCGGAAAGAAAAUCGAUGGCGUCGAACUUGGCUGGACACUAGGUGCAUCUAUAGCCGUAUUGGACGCAUCUUCACUUUAAGAAAAAUUUACAGCAUAAUACAUAAUUAGAGGACAUUGCAAUAUUUAGAAAAAAAAAAUUCAGGUUUACAAAUCUCAAUUUACAAUUUAAUAACAAUUUUCAGCUUUCUUCAGACAUUUCUUUGUACUUUUCUUGUUUUAUUAUCAAUCAUCAUCGCGUCAUG
Wallemia mellicola CBS 633.66 is the source of this 3721-nucleotide messenger RNA. RefSeq lists its product as hypothetical. The transcript has 3 exons. Gene Ontology annotation, biological process: protein N-linked glycosylation; nucleoside diphosphate catabolic process. Bases 1735 to 3558 code for a protein of 607 amino acids. Lineage: Eukaryota; Fungi; Basidiomycota; Wallemiomycetes; Wallemiales; Wallemiaceae. Gene Ontology annotation, cellular component: membrane; Golgi apparatus. Gene Ontology annotation, molecular function: UDP phosphatase activity; GDP phosphatase activity. The record is from RefSeq and is a predicted model, not a curated record.